GUCUUUUAAAGAGUCUCAUGUAUUUUCCCUUCUCAUGUGCAGCCGCCCAACAACAUUGCAGGACAGAACAAGGGAUAGCGACGAAGAUGAUCUUCAUGAUAGAAAUUAUGUUGUUGCUGCUUUAGCAAAUAACCUAAGCCAAACUUUCAGAUACAAAAUAAAUGGGAAUGAUAAUAAUGAAGAGCAUGGUGCUCUUGAGCGAGAUGGUGAGGACACAUACUUUGAUGAUGAAUCUGCUGAGGUUGUCAUAUCAUCCUUGAGGCUUGGAGAUGAACAAGGAAGUCUGUUCACAAAUUCGAACUGGUUUGCAUUCGAAGAUGACAGAAUCGGUAAUGCACAUGCGGCAUCAUCCCCCACAGAGGUGAUGAAUGGCACCACGAAUGGUGGUAACAGCGGUAGUGAUGAUGAAGUGGUAGUUGGAGAGGAAGAUGAGUUGAAUGAUAACAAACAGUCGGUGAAUAGCACAUCUACUUCCGAUGCGAUGAAUGAAUUUAACAAUUUUUGUGAGUGGUGGAGACUUGAAUCCACUAGGGGAGAAAGCCAAUGUAAAAAGAAGAAGAAGAAGAAGAAGAAGAGGGUAAAGUCAGGGACUUCACUGAAAACGAAUUAA
Molecule: messenger RNA, 610 nt
Organism: Hibiscus syriacus
Lineage: Eukaryota; Viridiplantae; Streptophyta; Magnoliopsida; Malvales; Malvaceae
Exons: 4
Coding region: 35-610 (191 amino acids)
Molecular function (GO): protein phosphatase binding; protein phosphatase regulator activity
Source: RefSeq, a predicted model, not a curated record